CGUUACUUUGGAAUAUUUUUCGGGGCUUUUGGGCCCGCCGGGAUGUUGUCCCGGCCCGCCGACACCUAAGCUGCGGUAACCUGCCCCUGGAGGAGCUGUUUGCACGCGGCGGACCUCUGCGGACCUUCCUCGAGCGGCAGGCCGCCGCUCACGGCUCCACACACUCUGAUUUUGAAGUUUAUACUCAGUUGCAGCUCUUUAUGGUUUACACCAGAGGUCAAGACAUCAUUAUGCUGCAUGUUGUCCGUCAGAUAGAGGAAAGAGGAGGUAUAUUUUGUAAGAUGAAAAUGAGGACUUAAGGAAACUUGCCGAAAAUGAAAUAACUUCAUGUGAAAAAGAAAUAGCUCAAUUAAAGCAACAGUGUGGAAUUUACCAAAAAUUAAUUUCCCCACCACCUACUCUAGAAGAAAAGUUCCACAAUAGACAGAAAAGUCUCAGAUUAUCUUACUUUUGGUUCCCUCAGAAGAAACAGAUAAAAAGGAUUUGAUCCUGGAGGUAACUGCAGGAGUUGGGGGUCAGGAGGCAAUGUUGUUUACCUCAGAGAUAUUUGAUAUGUAUCAGCAGUAUGCUGCAUUUAAAAGAUGGCAUUUUGAAACCCUGGAAUAUUUUCCAAGUGAAAUAGGUGGCCUUAGACGUGCGUCCGCCAGCAUUGGGGGUUCAGAAGCCUAUAAGCACAUGAAGUUUGAAGGAGGUGUGCACAGAGUCCAGAGAGUGCCCAGGACAGAGAAGCAAGGCCGCAUCCACACCAGCACCAUGACUGUAGCCAUCUUACCCCAGCCCACCGAGAUUAAUCUGGUGAUUAAUCCUAAGGAUUUGAGGAUUGAUACUAAGCGAGCCAGUGGAGCUGGGGGGCAGCAUGUGAACACCACGGACAGUGCUGUCCGGAUCGUUCAUCUCCCAACGGGUAUUGUUUCCGAAUGCCAACAAGAAAGAUCUCAACUGAAAAAUAAAGAGAUGGCUAUGAAAAAGUUACGUGCAAAACUGUACAGCCUGCAGCUAGAAGAAGAAACAAGUAAACGAUACAAUGCUAGGAAGAUUCAGAUUGGCACAAAAGGAAGGUCAGAGAAAAUAAGAACAUAUAAUUUUCCACAGAACCGGGUCACAGAUCACAGAAUAAACAAGUCACUUCAUGAUCUUGAAACUUUUAUGCAAGGAGAGUACCUACUGGAUGAACUUGUACAGUCAUUGAAGGACUAUGCUAAUUAUGAAUCUUUAGUAGAAAUUAUUUCCAAAAAAGUUUAAGUUGAUUUGUUACUAAAGAUUUGUAUAGCUUCUGAAAAUUCUCUUAUAGCAAAUCAGGUUGUGUAUAUACAGUAUUCUCUUGAACCACAUGAGUUAACACAGUUGAGAGUAACAUUUUUAAUAAAUAGCUAAUUUAUAUAAGUCUCUGAAUGUAUUAAGUAAGAAAACAUACAAUAUAAUCAUGAGUCUGGCUGGA
This is a messenger RNA of Dama dama (fallow deer), 1438 nucleotides long. RefSeq names its product mitochondrial translation release factor 1 like (gene MTRF1L). Gene Ontology annotation, molecular function: translation release factor activity. NCBI's taxonomy places the organism in Eukaryota, Metazoa, Chordata, Mammalia, Artiodactyla, Cervidae. The coding region runs from base 526 to 1242 and encodes 238 amino acids. The record is from RefSeq and is a predicted model, not a curated record. Gene Ontology annotation, biological process: translational termination. The transcript is spliced from 10 exons.